Molecule: messenger RNA, 627 nt
Organism: Sinocyclocheilus rhinocerous
Lineage: Eukaryota; Metazoa; Chordata; Actinopteri; Cypriniformes; Cyprinidae
Product: metallophosphoesterase 1
Exons: 4
Coding region: 103-627 (174 amino acids)
Biological process (GO): GPI anchor biosynthetic process
Molecular function (GO): hydrolase activity
Source: RefSeq, a predicted model, not a curated record
AUAGGAGGAUGUUGCUUCAGGCACGUUACAGACGAAUUUUCUUCUGCCAACAGAUUUAACGCGUGUAUCGUGUUCUUUUGAUGUAAAACUCGGGAUAGUGUAAUGAUCUCGAUGUACGGAUCGAGUGGUAAAUUAGCUGUGUCGCUGAUAUUCACGUUUGUCAGCGUGUUUGUAUUGUGUGAAUAUGUGAUUUAUUAUCCUGUUAUUCUGCGAUGCUCAUGGCCUCAUAUUGAGACUGUAGAUUCACAUUUACCUUUACGGGCGUUAUUUCUCUCCGAUACUCACUUACUUGGGGCCAUCAAAGGACACUGGCUCGACAAAUUCAGAAGAGAAUGGCAGAUGGAAAGGGCAUUCCAGACAUCUCUGUGGCUUCUAAAUCCAGAAAUUGUCUUCAUUUUAGGAGAUGUAUUUGACGAGGGCAAGUGGAGCUCCAGUCAGGACUGGGAAGAUGACGUCAGACGUUUUAAACGGAUCUUCCGUCAUCCUAGUCACACAGAGCUUGUGGUUCUUAUCGGAAAUCACGACAUCGGCUUCCAUAAUGAAAUGACUAAGCAGAAGUUGGAGCGGUUUGAGCGAGUGUUUAACGUGACGUCAGCACGGAUCCUAACCAUUAAAGGAGUCAAGUAA